CAAAAGUGAAAGUAGAUGUGGCAAAUUUUUCUACGGUUUUCUGGAAUGUUCGCCUGUAUUCCUUCAAAUGUUCAAUAUGUUAUGGUUAAUUUAACUUCAAUCUAAGUGCAAAAUAUACUUUUUAUUUCGAAUGGGCCGAUGAAAAAAGCCUAGCCCCAAAGACCUUCUGUAGACUUAUUUAACGCGGAGUUUUUCCUCUACUUGAUAUUUGCAUCUCCCUGUUCCAGUGAUAUGAAGAGUUAUUCGUCAGGCUCACUGGGAAUUAUUUUGAUUUCUCUACUACUGGAAACAGAGACAUCUCAUGUUGUUUCGCCUGAUCCCGUUGUUGCUGUUGCUGAUGAUGAUGUCAUUCUACCAUGUUCCCUGUUGAAUUUCACCAAGAGUGCUGGCUUGAUAGUGAAAUGGUCGAGAUCCAACCUGAAAGACCCAACUGGGAAAGACAAGGUUGUCCAUUUUUACCGUGACGCUCGUGACUCCAAUGUGGAUCAGGAUGAAUCCUACAGGGGAAGGACGUCACUGUUUAAAGAACUGAAGAAUGGCAACGUCUCCUUAAAACUGUCCCGAGUGAAACUCUCUGAUGAAGGCAACUACAUGUGUUACAUUCUAGUUCCGGAACCGAACAGUCUAGUUCAUGAAACCGUCAUUCAACUCAUUGUUGUUGCUGUGUCCAACCCAGUGAUCUCCAUCAAUGGAACCAAAGGCAGUGGGGUGGUCCUGAAGUGUGAGGCUAAAAGCUGGUACCCCAAACCCGAGAUGAACUGGCUGGACAGUGAAAGACAGGUCCUCCCUGCUGGGUCCGCUGAGACACACAGGGACACAGAGGGCCUCUACAUUGUGAGACGCCAUGUCACCGUGAACAAGAAUGUCACCAACACGUUCACCUGUAGAGUUCAGCUUCAAAAGUUUAAUUUUACGAGGGAGACAGGGUACAAUGUUCCAGAUGAGAUGUUUCCCACAGUUCCCUGGGUGUGGAUUGCUGUUCCUGUUUUGAUAGUAUGUGUUUGUGGACUUGUGAUUGGUUUCAUGUGGAUAAAAUACCAGAAACUGAGAAAAAAGAUAGACUCUGCAGAUCAACAGAUACAAGAACUCACUGAUGAGUUGGACAGUUCCAGAAUAAAAUCUGAUCAACGUAUAAAAGAGCUCACUGACGAGCUGGGUACACGCGAACAAGAGCUCACUGAACAGCUAGCUAAACUCAAACAAGAGAGGGCUGCACUUGUCUCUUCAGUUGAUAACGGAUGCCAUAGAUUUUCGUUCUCAAGGACGUUAUCAAUGUCACUGUUAAACAAACCACUUAGAAGAAAUACAAUGGCACAUUCAAUGACUGAAAAGGCAGAUGUCAAAGAGGAUGAAGAGACGAACCCGUUACACCAAACGAUCAGAACCGCUUGACGAGGUCGCUAGUUGGGUUAAAGGAAUAGUCCACUCAAACGUAUCUUUAAAAUUUUUUUUUUUAAUUUAAUCCACUGUUGCUGAAUGUUUUCCAUGUCAGCAAUCACGUUUUCAAUACAUAGGACUUUCAAGAUGAUGAUGUCUCCAUGAUCAUAUGCUGCACUUUGCUUCUUUAAAGUGCUAUAUCUUGAAAACCUGACAACUGCAUGCAAACAUUUUUGGGGCUGUAUCAACAUUGGACUAAUGAAACAAAUACCCAUUUUUUAUUUUUUUAUUGGAGCAAUGGUACUAUUUCACACUUUCUAUGUCACACUAAUUUUAUGUCACACUAAUUUUAUGUCACACUAUGUAGCCUCGAGGAAGCCUUUCUUUGGAGAAGGUUCUUCAUUAGGUUCUUUGCUUUCUGAAUGGUUGCAAAAGAAUCGUCUUGCUAGAAGGUUGUGGGUGAAUUCCUGUUUUUACGUUGCACUAUUUCACAUCGCUUGGCCUGUGUUUUUGAUUGUUUUAUUCUACCUGUAUUGCCUCUUUAUGUUCAUGGGUUCUUUUGGGUUCUGUUGGUCAGGAACCUUAAGGGAUGUCAGCAUGUACAGUACAUUCAAUUUUUCCACAUUUUGUUACGUUACAGCCUUAUUCUAAAGUGGAUUAAAUUAAUAAAACAAGCCCUCAUCAAUCUGCACACAAUACCCCAGAAUGACAAAGUGAAAAUAGGUUUUUAGACAUUUUUGCAAAUAUAAAAUACCUAAAACAGAAAUAUCUUAUUUACAGAAGAAUUCAGACCCUUUGCUAUGAGCCUCGAAAUUGAGCCGGUGCAUCCUGUUUCCAUUGAUCAUCCUUGAGAUGUUUCUACAACUUGAUUGGAGUCCACCUGUGGUAAAUUCAAUUGAUUGGACAUGAUUUGGAAAGGCACACGCCUGUCUAUAAGGUCCCACAGUUGACAGUGCAUGUCAGAGCAAAAACCAAGCCAUGAGGUUGAAGGAAUUGUCCAUAGAGUUCCAAGACAGGACUUUGUCAAGGCACAGAUCUGAGGAAAGAGAGACUGAAAAACAGCUUCUAUCUCAAGGCCAUCAGACUGUUAAACAGCCACCACUAACAUUGAGUGGCUGCUGCCAACACACUGUCAUUGACACUGACCCAACUCCAGCCACUUUAAUAAUGGGAAUUGAUGGGAAAUGAUGUAAAUAUAUCACUAGCCACUUUAAACAAUGCUACCUUAUAUAAUGUUACUUACCCUACAUUAUUCAUCUCAUAUGCAUACGUAUAUACCGUACUCUAGAUCAUCGACUGCAUCCUUAUGUCACUAGCCACUUUAACUAUGUCACUUUGUUUACUUUGUCUACAUACUCAUCUCAUAUGUAUAUACUGUACUCGAUACCAUCUACUGUAUGCUGCUCUGUACCAUCACUCAUUCAUAUAUCCUUAUGUACAUAUUCCUUAUCCCCUUACACUGUGUAUAAGACAGUAGUUUUGGAAUUGUUAGUUAGAUUACUUGUUGGUUAUCACUGCAUUGUCGGAACUAGAAGCACAAGCAUUUCGCUACACUCGCAUUAACAUCUGCUAACCAUGUGUAUGUGACAAAUAAAAUUUGAUUUGACAUAAAAAAAAAGGAAGGGUACCAAAACAUUUCUGCAGCAUUGAAGGUCCCCAAGGACACAGUGGCCUCCUUCAUUCUUAAAUGGAAGAAGUUUGGAACCACAGACUCUUCCUAGAGUAGGCUGCCCGGCCAGACUGAGCAAUCGGGGGAGAAGGGUCUUGGUAAGGGAGGUGACCAAGAACCUGAUGGUUACUCUGACAGAGCUCCAGAGUUCCUCUGUGGAGAUGGGAGAACCUUCCAGAAGAACAACCAUCUCUGCAGCACUCCAUCAAUCAGGACUUUAUGGUAGAGUAGCCUGAUGGAAGCCACUCCUCAGUAAAAGGCACAUGACAGCCCUGUUGGAGUUUUCUAAAAGGCACCUAAAGGACUCUCAGACCAUGAGAAACAAGAUUCUCUGGUCUGAUGAAACCAAGAUUGAACUCUUUAGCCUGAAUGCCAAGCGUCACGUCUGGAGGAAACCUGGCACCAUCCCUACGGAGAAGCAUGGUCGUGGCAGCAUCGUGCUGUGGGGAUGUUUUUCAGUAAUAGGGACUGGGAGACUCGUCCAGAUCAAGUGAAAGAUGAACGAAGCAAAAUAGAGAGAGGACCUUGAUGAGGUCCUUGCUCAGGACCUCAGACUGGGGUGAAGGUUCACCUUCCAACAGGACAACGACCCUAAGCACACAGCCAAGACAACGCAGUAGUGGCUUCGGGACAAGUCUCUGAAUGUCCUUGAGUGGCCCAGCCAGAGCCCGGACUGGAACCUGAUCAGACAUCUCUGGAGAGACCUGAAAAUAGCUGUGCAGCAACGCUCCCCAUCCUACCUGACAGAGCUUGAGAGGAUCUGCAGAGAAGAAUGGGAUAAACUCCCCAAAUAUAGGUGUGUUAAUAAGCUUGUAGCAUCAUACCCAAGAAUCAAAUCAAUCAAAUCAAAUGUAUGUAUAAAGCCCUACUUACAUAGCUGAUAUCUCAAAGUCCUGUACAGAAACCCUGCCUAAAACCCCAAACAGCAAGCAAUGCAGGUGUAGAAGCACGGUGGCUAGGAAAAACUCCCUAGAAAGGCCAGAACCUAGGAAGAAACCUAGAGAGGAACCAGGCUAUGAGGGGUGGCCAGUCCUCUUCUGGCUGUGCCGGGUGGCGAUUAUAAAAGAACAUGGCCAAGAUGUUCAAAUGUUCAUAGAUGACCAGCAGGGUCAGAUAAUAAUAAUCACAGUGGUUGUCGAGGGUGCAACAGGUCAGCACCUCAGGAGUAAAUGUCAGUUGGCAAGAAGACUCGAUGCUGUAAUCGCUGCCAAAGGUGCUUCAACAAAGUGCUGAGUAAAGGGUCUGAAUACUUAUGUAAAUGUAAUAUUUCCAUUUACAUAAUACUUAAGUAAAUGUCAUAUUUUUAUUUGUUAUAAAAUUGCACUGCAUAUGACACAACCAGACCCCAUUAUAUGAAGAUUCUAAGGCUGAAUCACUUUUCUGUCAUAUAAUACUGAGUUACUUUUCUGUGAAAUAAUGCUAUUUCUAAUGCUGAAGCACAUGUAUUGGUGGUAUGUCUUUGAUACUUCCAGUGGGAAAAAUGUUUGGAGUCUUAGGCUGAUUUAAUCCAAGGUGCUUUUUAGAGCAGCUACUAGACAGCCUUUAUAAAGGCAAUUUCCUUGGAUUGAAUGCCGACUUUAUUCUCUUAUUAUAUUAUUAUUAUUAGUAUUGUUGCAGUACUAGUACGCCACUAGAUAGCACCUUGUAUUUUUUCUACCCGGAAAUAUAAAUAAUAUUUCAUGAGAGGGUUCUACAAAGCACCACAAAGGGUUCCCCUACAGGGACAAAUCAAAGAACCCUAUUGGUUCUCUAAAAAUGUUUUCUAAGUAGAACCUUUAACCUUUGAAUAACCUUUAUUCAGAUUUGCUAAAGAUCCAAUGCAGAUGUUUUUAUCUCUAUCAAAUUAUUUCUGGGUAACAAUUAAGUACCUUACUGUGAUUAUUUUCAAUUAAAAUGGUCAAAAACAAACAAAAAUAGCUUUUUUAGCAAGCAAAAAUGUAGCUAGGACUGUCUGGGAGUGUUGUGGGGAGGGGAAACUAGCUGUUAUUGGCAGAGAGGUUUAGAACUCUCUUUAUUAUUUGUCUAUUAUCUCAUUUACUGCUUGGUGAUGAUGAUGAUGAUGAUGAUAAUAAUAAUGUUUUAUUGUCACAUACACCGGAUAGGUGCAGUGAAAUGUGGUGUUUUUACAGGGUCAUCCAUAGUAGUGGAACAAAUUAGGGUUAAGUGCCAGGCAGGCCAAACUCUAUCCAGCCAAAACAGGCUGAAAUGCCAGACAGUCUUUUCAAACAGCUCCAACACUAAAAGGGCAUAAGCAUCAUUUUCACAAUUUCACAGUAUUAUUCCAACUUCAUAGUGUGAAAAUAAAUAUAAAACACAGGAAAACAUAUUUGUGACUGCACUGGGCCUUUAACAUACUGAAUAAUCAUUGCUUACAUAGGUUAGACCACCCAGGUCGUAGGUUAUUGCAGUUCAUCAGGGCCAGAGACAUGAAUAUGAACAUGCCAGUUACUAAAGUAGCUAUGUUUACAACACCAGAGGCUGCUGAGGAGGACAGUUCGUGUAAUGGCCGAAACGGAGUGAAUGGAACGUCACCAAACCUAUUGAAACCAUGUGUUUGUCUUUGAUACAUUUCCACCUAUUUCACUCCAGCCAUUACCACAAGCCUGUCCUCCCCAAUUAAGGUGCCACCAACCUCCUGUGGUUUACGAAGAUCCUGUUAUUAUGCAUGUACAAUGUGUGCAAAACAAGACGGCACGAUAAGGGUCUCUACUUAGAACCUUGAUGCUACCUACGGUUCUAAAUAAGGUUACAAAAAGGGUUCCCUUUAUUUUAUAUUUUGUUCUAGAGUGUUCUAGAACUCUACUCACUACCCUGUGCUUUGUUCAAUACAAAUACUAAAGAGUGGGAAUUCUCACUAAACAACACUCAUCAGAUCAAGCACCUGCAGAAAGACUGUACGUAAAGAGUAGCGCAUACAUCUUGGGCUGUUUGUAUAAAAGGUGCUAAUUCAUUUAAGUUUAUGACUUUUUAGUACUGUGUCUGUCCAGUCCCAUUUUGUUUUGUAUAGUCUGUUUUAGCAAGUGUUGCGCUGUGAUAUGUUAAUUCUUGUCACUCUCUCACCCGCUCUCUGGAGACUGAGCUCUCAUAAAUGAGAACUUGUUCUCAACUUGCCUACCUGGUUAAAUAAAGGUGAAAUAAAAAUAAAAAUACCUCAGAACCUCCUGCUGGGUCUGUGGAAGUGAUGUGUCCACAAUAAAAAUUGACAAUCAUUUGAAAA
Molecule: messenger RNA, 6263 nt
Organism: Oncorhynchus nerka (sockeye salmon)
Lineage: Eukaryota; Metazoa; Chordata; Actinopteri; Salmoniformes; Salmonidae
Product: putative selection and upkeep of intraepithelial T-cells protein 1 homolog
Exons: 13
Coding region: 232-1392 (386 amino acids)
Biological process (GO): regulation of cytokine production; T cell receptor signaling pathway
Cellular component (GO): external side of plasma membrane
Molecular function (GO): signaling receptor binding
Source: RefSeq, a predicted model, not a curated record